Molecule: messenger RNA, 2198 nt
Organism: Trichoplusia ni (cabbage looper)
Lineage: Eukaryota; Metazoa; Arthropoda; Insecta; Lepidoptera; Noctuidae
Gene: Crk
Product: adapter molecule Crk
Exons: 7
Coding region: 437-1318 (293 amino acids)
Molecular function (GO): protein binding
Source: RefSeq, a predicted model, not a curated record
AAAGCAUGCAAAUUUGUCUAUGCUUCAUCAUCAGCGAAACUUCGCGUGUGUGUGAUCAAGGAAGAUUAUUUAUAAUUCAGUUUUAAUUAUAGAUUUCUUUUACUUACACAUCCCAAACUUAGUUAGUACGGCGCGCUUGUGGACUGCGACGCUCCGUCGGCGCGCCACGAAUGCGGAAACAUGUGUUUUGAUGUGAACAUCCAAUGAUGAUACAUGACAACAAAAUUAUAAUUUAUCAGAGUUUAUGUCUGUAGGAAUUGUUUGUAAGACAGAUAAAAGAGUGUUGUGAGAUCGUGUACCAGCGGUGAUUAUUGUAACGGAUUCGUGUGUGGCCGGUGAUAAGUGAUAAAGUGCAGUCAUUUCCGGUGUGUUGUGCCGUGAUGUGGGCGCCCCGGUGAAGUAUCCUGCCUUAUAGUUCUGAGGUCUCGGUUCAGGCAUGGCGAACACGGGGAUCGGGGUCUCUUUUGACCCUAAUGACAUGACCAGCUGGUACUUCCGUGAGCUAUCGAGGGCUGAGGCCACGAGGUUACUCCUAAACGAGACGGAGAGCGGCGUCUUCCUGGUCAGGGAUUCUAAAACAAUCACUGGGGACUAUGUGCUGUGUGUCAGGGAAGACGACCGUGUAUCCCACUACAUAAUAAACCGCGUCGUAUCGGCCGACGGUGCGAUCCGGUACCGGAUCGGCGAUCAGCUGUUCGCGGACAUGCCGGCGCUGCUCGCGUUCUACCGGCUCCACUACCUGGACACGACGCCGCUGGUCAGGCCGCUGCCGCAGGCGCUGGCCAAGGUCGCCGCGCCACCGCCACAGCAACCCCAUCAAGUUUUGGAGCUGGUGAUAGCUAAAUUUGACUUUUCUGGCAAUGACGCGGACGACCUCCCGUUCCGGCGCGGCGAGCGGCUGAUGGUGAUCAACCGCGACGAGGAGCAGUGGUGGACCGCCAGGAACAGCCUCGGACGCACCGGGUCCAUACCAGUGCCUUAUGUGCAGAGGAUCCUGGACCCGUCGGGGCUGCCGUACCCCGCGGCCGAGGCGCUGAGCCACGUGGGCGACCCGCCCAGCCCGCCCGCCGCGCCCGCCGGCAAGCUGGCCCGGACCAACAUGCAGGUGUUCCAGCGCACGCUGCCGGCGCUGGCGCGCGUGAAGCAGCCGCGCGUGCCCAACGCCUACGACAAGACUGCGCUCAAGCUGGAGGAGGGAGACAUUAUCAAAGUGACAAAAAUCAACAUAAACGGUCAAUGGGAGGGCGAGUUGAACGGUAAAAUAGGUCAUUUCCCAUUCACAUGCGUCGAGUUCCUGGACGAGAACACGACCAGUUAAAACUGUGACGUCACGGCCAUAUUCCAUGACUCUAUGGUUUUAUGGUAGGCUAUGGACUCUGCCCACCGAUUCAAGGGCUUAUAUGCACAAAAUACAAGUUUAUACUACGAUUUCUAAUCCUAUAUUUAAAUGGCGACGUUAAUGAAGUUAAGCAACUUAAUUCGCGGCUUAGAAUUUGAUGGGUAGCAAGGUUUUUCAAUAAUUGUUGAGUUAUUAAGAAUACUCUGUUAAUCGUAAUUGUUAACUUAACUGUAUAUCAAAACAGUUUCGUUAAAGAAUUACCGAACUACCCACCAAUUAAAAUGUUUAAAUAUGGGAUUAAAAUACAAAAAUAACAGAAAUAUGUGCUGACAACAUUAAGUUAACACAUUCUUUGUAAAGCAGACUUAUUAUUAUACUUACGCAGGACGCACAAACAUGUAUACAUUAUUAUUAUUAUAUAAAGCGUAUUAUGAAGUUUUAUAACCAUUAUAGGUCAAUUAUUCUUAUACCGACGGCAUAAGCUACAAUUUCUUGCAAGAUCGCAAGAAUUUUGAUACAAGAAUCUGGCACAAGCAAUCCACAGUUAACUCUAUCAAAUGAUUAUAAAUCAUCAUUUAAAUAAUAUAAUAAUUAUACUCAAGGUGUUGCUGAAUCUUGUUAAUAUCGAAUCCAAUUGCCAGUAGUUUUACCAAAUGGAUAUGAGGAACAGGAUUUAAAAAAGAUUCACAAUAACAAAGGCUAGCUAAUUGGUUCAAUAGAGGAAUAAAACCUAUUUUGGUUUUGAAACAUCAUAACAAUGCUUUAAAAUUGUGUAAAAAAAAUAUAUAUAUUAUUUUUAUUAAAAUUACAAGCAAAAUUGUAAAUCGACAUUAUUGAGAUUAUAAGAAACUCAUUGUAA